AUGUUUUUGUGGAGAAAAAAAACAGAAGAAACUAAAGUCACCGUCAAUACCAAUGCCAGUACGAAUACAUCACAAAAAAGUCCAACUAACUUAGAUUUAUCAGAGUUGGAUAUCGAAGGACUUGGCGAGGAGGAUUUAGAGUUACCCGUCGGGAAUGACGAAUUAACAGAAGCCGACUUGGUUGAUCCAGUUUUACUUGGAGAGCUGCAAGCCUUAGUUUCAGCAAUAGACGCUUUAACUAAAGAUGUUGCUGAUGAUGAUAUUGAACUUACUGAAGAAGAUAUGAAUGAUCCAAAGUUAUUAAAUGAAUUACAGGCUUUAGGAUAUGAUAACAAUGGCGAUACAGACAAAAACGACAAAUGA
This is a messenger RNA of Entrophospora candida, 363 nucleotides long. The record is from the annotation of a GenBank genome assembly. Lineage: Eukaryota; Fungi; Glomeromycota; Glomeromycetes; Entrophosporales; Entrophosporaceae.